GAACCCACCCCCAAAUAUCUUCUAUGAUACAAAUACCACAAAACAAAACUCACCCUGUGCACAAGUCCCAACCUAAACCCGCGUCUCUUCACUCUUCAAUUCAAUGGCUUCCACGCCCUUCUCCACUUUCUGCCACUUCCACAAACCCACCCUCCUUUUCUUAGCUUCCGACGGGUUCAGGCUCGGUGGCGCUCCGGCGAUCGCCUUCGGAAAGGUUCGGAAGAACCGCAAAAUGGGAAUAUUCCCCGUUUGCAGAGCUGGUUCUGCCGUCGUCUUCCGCGACCUCGACGCCGACGACUUUCGCCACCCUCUUGAUCAACAGAAUACGCUGCUACUGAGAGCAAUUCCGGGAUUGAACGAACUGGGAAAAGCUCUUCUAGGAACUGUAUCUGAGCAGGUUAUGCUCCUUGAAAACAUUGGGACAUCCGUCCUUGUUUCUAAAAAUCAGCUUCCUGAUCUUUACCACCUAAUGGUCGAAGCUGCCGAAAUAUUAAAUGUAGAUGCCCCUGAUCUAUAUGUUCGUCAAAGUCCUGUGCCAAAUGCAUAUACAUUAGCUAUAAGUGGUAAACGACCUUUCGUUGUCAUUCAUACUAGCCUUGUGGAGCUCCUGACAAAAGCAGAGUUGCAGGCUGUUUUGGCUCAUGAGCUGGGUCACCUAAAAUGUGAUCAUGGUGUGUGGCUUACAUAUGCAAAUAUUCUAACCCUUGGAGCCUAUUCUGUACCUGGUAUUGGCGGUAUGAUAGCUCAGACUUUGGAAGAGCAGCUGUUCCGCUGGCUUCGAGCAGCUGAGUUGACUUGUGAUCGUGCAGCUCUUCUUGUUGCUCAAGACCCUAAGGUUGUCAUCUCUGUCCUCAUGAAAUUAGCUGGGGGAUGUCCAUCUAUGGCUGAUCAACUAAAUGUGGAUGCAUUCCUGGAGCAAGCUCGCUCUUAUGAAAAAGCUGCUUCCAGCCCAAUUGGGUGGUAUAUAAGGAAUGCACAAACAAGGCAACUGUCACAUCCUCUGCCUGUUCUACGUGCUAGCGAAAUUGAUGAAUGGUCAAGAACUCCAGCUUAUAAAUCUCUUUUGAAACGAGGAAUUCAGAUCAAAUCUUAGAACGAAAUGUCUAGCAGUGCAUGCAUGGAAUUUGUUGAAAGUGCACAGCAGCUCAAGGUUCUUCAAGUUAGUGCGUGGUGGCAGAUGUUCAAAUGGUUUCAGGCGGAAGUAGCAUUUAUUAUGCAUCUAUCUACGGCUGCUGCAAACGUGUAUGUAUUCACUGUGUUAUAUUAGUCAACCUGUAAGUAGAAUUUUGGUGAGUUGGAUUAUUAUUUCAUAGAAAUAUUGGUUCUGGAAAGAAAAGAAUUACCUGUACAAUUCUAGCUUAGAAAAUUUCUCGGAGUAGAAAACACUAUUAUGUAAGUUUUAUGACCGAAAAUUUUUAUUUGUUGUAUUUUACACUAUAAGCUAAGCUCUUUUUGAAUAGUACUAAAACAUUGACUGUUUCCAA
Molecule: messenger RNA, 1484 nt
Organism: Glycine soja
Lineage: Eukaryota; Viridiplantae; Streptophyta; Magnoliopsida; Fabales; Fabaceae
Product: protease HtpX homolog
Exons: 9
Coding region: 104-1093 (329 amino acids)
Biological process (GO): CAAX-box protein processing
Cellular component (GO): endoplasmic reticulum membrane
Molecular function (GO): metalloendopeptidase activity
Source: RefSeq, a predicted model, not a curated record